Diabrotica balteata is the source of this 5064-nucleotide messenger RNA. The record is from the annotation of a GenBank genome assembly. NCBI's taxonomy places the organism in Eukaryota, Metazoa, Arthropoda, Insecta, Coleoptera, Chrysomelidae.
AGGAACAUUGAUAGAAAUUAUUGAUAAUGUAAUAUAAUAUAUUCAGUGGAUUAACGUAGAAAAAGCUAGAAGCAGUAAAAAAUUAACUGUAAGUGUUGUGACUAUAUAGUGGGAGUUAAAUAACUAAACCAAGAAAAAAUGGAAUCGUUUGUUACAUUAAUAGUUAAAGCUCCAAAUCAACAAAUUGAAGAUCAGACAAUACAGUGCGAACCUUCAUGGACAAUUCACAAGUUAAAGCAACAUCUAUCGGAAGUGUACCCCAGUAAACCCCCUAAACAUGAACAGAAACUAAUAUAUUCAGGGCAGUUACUAAACGAUACCGUAACGUUAAAAGAAAUAUUACGACAGUAUGAAGGACAGGAAGCACACACUGUACAUUUGGUUUGUUCCUCCAAAUAUAUGCAAAAUGUUCCUGAAACCAAACCAGUAUCUCAGACUAGUACACCAAAUAAUACCCAAAAUACAAAUAAUUCGACAACAUCGAGUCCAGCCACAAACGAAAACGCCUCCGGAGAACAAAACACAACUGGUUUUCCUCAAAAUAUGCCAUAUUUUAACAUGAACAGCGGGCAAAUUGAUCCAAACCAGUAUGCUAUGCAGUUGGCGUGGAUGCAACAGGCUUAUUUCCAGUAUAUGAGUCAGUAUAUGCAACUGGCAGCAAAUUCAUAUGGAACAUCAGCUCAGGCGAUACCAAAUAAUGGAGAACCAGUUCCCAACCAACCAGAACAACCUCCAGCAGCUCCUGCAGAAGCUCCCGCCGUUGCCAGAGAUCCCGAUAAUCCCGAAAGAGACUGGCUCGAAGUAUUUUAUAUGUUGACCAGAGCCGCGGUUCUCUUCAUUGUUAUAUAUUUCUAUUCCAGUCCUAUUAGGUUUUUAUUUGUUCUUCUUUUGGGUUUCAGUUUAUACUUAUAUCAAAUAGGCUUCUUUAGAAAUAUGAAUAAUAACAAUAAUAACAUCAACGGCCCUCCGGAACAAGCGCAAGUAGAAGAACCAGCUCCAUCGAGGUUCAUGAUAGUGUGGACAUUUUUUGCUACGUUUUUUGCAUCCCUCAUUCCCGAGAUUCCAAACGCUAUUUAGUUAUAUUAAAUAUCGACUCAUUCACUACAUACAUUGUUUAAUUUACCACGUUGAUAUUUGUUUAAGAAUUUCAUGGGUUAAGACAAGGUAAAUGAGGGUAUCCUUCCUGGUGAUGAGUGACAGGUUUUGAGAUAAACAAAAUAAUUUAUUUCUCGAUAUUUUUAUUGGCGCAGGUGUAAUUUUUAAAUAUAUAAAUUUGCGAUAGUCGUUAUUUCAAUAUUUAGAUUUACUCCGGUUAUUGCAAAAUUUUAUAUCUUUGUUUGUGUUUAAACAUGUAAGGUUGCCAAAAUAUAUAUUGCAAUAUUUUUUCGAAAUCUGCACGUUUUCUAUAUAUCUGUUAUUGUUUUUUUUAUUUUAAAUCUUAUGGCCACCGAUGAGAUGUAGAUUUGUAUGCUGCCAGUGUUUAUAUCAGGUUUUAUUAUUUCUAUUAAAUUGUAUUCUGUUUUCAGCGUCAUGAUACAAUAAUAAAAUAAAUACGUAUCCAGUACCUCGAUACGUAAUUUUCAUUAAAUAUGUCCCCUCUAUGACUUAAAUUUUCCCGUGAAAUCGACCAUUUUUUCAUUUCUAGACUGGGUUAAUUGUCUUUUUGCCAUACAGUCCAAGCUCUGUCAUUUAUAAAACUUUGAUACUUAUAUUUUUUAAGUAAGACGGAUUUUAUAUAUAAAUAUAUUAAAAAUUAACCAUAACAUCUUUCAGCGUAUGGUCACAUAUUGUAGUCAUUGGAUUCUUUUUAAUACAUCAUUUAAAUAAGGGGGCUGGUGGCAGUUAUUUUUGAAAUCUCCACUUUAAUCAAAUUGAUGGUAUUGCAGUCGUUCCAAACUCGCAAGGUUUUUCUCAAUCAUAAGUUUUGUAUUCUGCCUAUUGAUAAUAUCGAUAAUUUCUUGGAUUUGUAUACAGUUUCAAGGUUUCAUAUCUUUUCUCCUCUUGUGUUAGAUACGUACUCUAUUUUUUUGUGAAUUGAGAGGAUUAUAUGAAACAUCUCUAUAAUUUCUUUUUAUUUUAUUAGGCAUUGCAAAAAGAAAAAAUCUUAGCUCAAUAAAAACUUAUUUAUCCACUGAGCUUCAUAUAGUUGAUUUGUUAGCUCCAGAGUACCAAUAGGAAUAUUUUUACAACUACAGACACAAUUAUUUCGGUAUGCAGCGGAAGAUAGGACAAAGAAGUACUCUUUUUAGGUUACCAAGCUUUCGCAAAUCUUUAUUUGCAUCAUCAGGGUGACUAAUUGAGGUUAGUUGUCAUGGUGUUUAGAAAAUGGAAGAAACAACUCAUCUGGUUCCUACAAAUAAUGGCGAUAACUAUCCAAAAAAUUGUUUGUUUUAAAAAACGUUUUUACACAAAAAAAAACUUGUACAGUCUAAGGCCAUCCGCACAUGAAGCUACUAAAAAGAAACCAGUUGGUAACUUUAGUUACCAAUCAGUUGCUUAUUUUAAUGAGUAUCCGCACACAGCUCUACUAGUUAGUAACCGGUCUCUAAUGCAGCAGUGAUCAGUCGACAGCAGACUGGACGUGCAGGUCGCUUGGGGACUAGUUUCUAGUUUUUUGUGAUAUUUUUAACAUGCGAAAUUGGUAGAACAGUCGUUUAAUAUAAAAUUAGUGCAAGAAGUGGAAAAACAUCCCUGCCUAUACAACAAAUGCUCUGCAAUUUAUAUUGUUUGCAAUGAAGGGAUGAACCCAAUACCUCCUUUUUUUCUUGAUAAACUAAAAAAAAGUACUUCUUUGUCCUGUCUUCCGCUGUAUAUCCAAAUAGUUGUGUUUCUAGUCUAACUCAUCAGCGUUGAUUACAAGCGUUUAUCGCUUUUUCAGUAUAUAUGUUGAGUUUUUAUGUGAACUUUUAUUAUCUAUUUUGUUUUAUACUGGUUCUAAUUUUGUUUAAUGAGUUUUAUCUAGUCAUCGUACACUAAAAACAUUUAAAAAUAUAGCUGUGUUGCUUCUUUAGUCUUCAUUAUAAAGCAGUUUUUGACUUCAGAUCUAAUAUUUUAAAAUAGGAUUUGUAACUUAAAAGGAUUACUUCCUAACUAUUUUGUAGUUUUUGUUAAAUUCAAGAGGAGUGGUCUUUAACUUCUUCAUAUAGCCUCUGAAGCCAAUAUCAGUGAUUAUCUGAAAUAGUAUCAUGUGCUUGAAUAAGUUAACAAUUUACAUCAAAUGUUUGUAGUGUCAAAACUCAUACGAGAACAAAAGAAUCUCCUUUAUCCGUGAAAUAUGUACAACGAAUUUUAAUCGGAACAAACUGUUGAAUAUAAGUAAAUAAAACUAAUUUAAAUCACAAAGUUUAAACAGCAUUUAAUAUUUUCGAAAAAAUAUUUUCUUUUUGGCCAACCUUUCAUUUUGAGGCCGGUUAUUGAAUUGAAACCUAUAAGCUAUGCCGAUAAUAUUCUAUUUUGUUUCUUGUACCUGUUAACUUCUAGAGUCUCAUUUAGAAGUGUUUCUGGUAACGCCCUAUUGAAUUAAAAAAUAUACUAUUAUAUCUUGUUUGAAACAAGCAUAAUAUAAGGGGUAAGAGUUUUGAUUAAAGAGUGGUAUAUUUUAAAUUUUUCUAUAAAAGGCUAUCUUCAUAAAACGGUCUUAACUAACCUAAGCUCUCUUUGCAACAGAUUAAAUAUGUUGAAAACAAAAAAAACAUGCAAUCAAAUGAGAUAAUUUAGUUGAAUACGUAAAAAGAAAAAAAAUACUGUUUAGUUAAUCCAUUUCAAUUUAAACAUGUUUAAAAUGGAGACUGCACAGGAAAUAUCACUCACAUAUGUAAAAAAUAUAAUAUUAAUUGGUCAUAUUAAAAUAUGAUUUUAUAUGUCAUCUGUCAUAUUAAAAUAUGAAAUAGAAACACUAAAAUUGAAUAGAUCCAGUCUCUUUAGAUCGAUUCUCUUAAAACAAAAGAAACAUACCAGUUGAUCUGGCUUUCUCAGAAUAGAUGAAAAGUACUAACAAUAGGUUGAGCAAUCAGAUUACGUACACACAUUAAGAUAAGGACCUUACCCCGUAUUAGGAACACCGUCCCGAACUAGUAUCCAUCUUUGCUUAUCAUUAUAUGAUUCUAACACACUGAGUUAAUAUUUUUAUAAAAUAUAUACUAUAUCCAAAGAUUAUAUGUUACUGUAUGACCAAAAAUUUACUUUACUGUAUAACCUCAUUAUACACAUAAUUAUAAUCCAGUAAUUUAGGAUUUUGAAUAAAAUAUUAUCUGUGAUAAUAAAGCAAUAUGCUUCCUUUUUAGCACUCAAUGAUAACAUUAACUUUUUAUUUUUUAUAAUUUUUUACGGACCAGUCUACAAUACCUAUUGAUUUGAUACUAUAAGAAUCAGAUCUUACAGUAUUUUUUAUCAUUGUAAGGAACAUCAGCAUUUUGACGUCUCAAACCACAUCAGUAGUGAUCAGUUUCCAUAUGUGGUCUUGAUUCUAAACAAACUUAAUUAUCUAUUUCGUUUUAACCCUUUGUGAAAUUUUUUGGAAUAAUGUGCACCAACAUAUUUUUAAGACCAUUUUUAUAAAGUUUGAUAAGUGAAGUAAUGUUGUAUGUGAGGUAUGUACCAGGUUUCAUUUCGCCUUAUUAAUAUGGAGUAAAAAAAAUUAUCUGCAAAUUUCUUUAUGAUGGACUAUUGUGAAAAUAUAGGUAACUUAAGUUUGUUUAGAAGGGAAAAUUAUAUCAAAUUAUACUAAUGCAUGCAUGUUACCUGUCCACAUUCCAUAUAGUACAUAUUUGUCAUUUGAUGUAUAACAUAACAAUUGUAGUCAUACACAAAAAGUUUCAGCUAGUCUUCUUAAUCAAAACUCUUAGACCACCAUCGUAUAUCCAGUGCCCUUAGUCUCAAGUUUAAAACAUUUUUAGAGGUAAUAUUUAUCCUAACAUUGUGUAGAUACAAAUAAAUUUUCUAAUUUUUUAAGAUCUGCUAAGAAAUGAAAAGCAAAUGCAAUGUUACAUACUGUGCUUUAAUUGUACAUAUUAUUAGUUUUAGUGAAAAAGAUGUGAUUUAAAUAAUAAAAUUAUAUUAUACUUU